AUGUUUCUCUUUGUUUGUUUUUUGCAGCAUACCUGGUUCUUCAGUGAUGAGCUGGAUAAGGAAGAGAAGACACCAGAGGACCAGCAGGACAUAGAGCUUGUUCCAAAUAUUGACCACCUCCUGUCUAACAUUGGUAGGACGUUGCUGCUAAAAGACACCUCAGAUUCCACCAACAGUGACUCAGCUAAAUCUAAGGGAACAUCAACAUCCAAGAAAGACCUGAGUGCCAAAGACUUCCUCCCCAUGUCUAUCAUAUCAGCCAUGACCCGGAAGAGACAGAAACACGAGAGCACCUGCCCUGCAGACAGCAGCACUGAUGAAGACUCUGAGCAGGAGUCAAUCAAAGCCAGCAUCUAUGAGGAAAUGAGUGACAACAGAGAGGUUCCAGGGGAGAGAGAAGCAAAACAAAGCAGAUGCCUAUCCCGAAAAUCAAAAGAAGAGACUGGGGAAGUCAGCAUGAUGGAGGGAAAAAAAAAAACCGGAGGAGGACCAAGAAGAACUGAGGGUGGCAGAGGAGAAGAACACCAUUCUUCAGAAGGAACGGGAUAAGAUAGGAGUGGAGGUUUGUAAGAGAAAACAAACAGGUCGGAUUCGGUCUCAGCGCCCUCUGAGCUUCCUGUAUUCACACCACCAGAGUGUGUCAGGGCUCAGAGCCUAAUCGCAGUCGACCAAAUCUUCUUUCUCCACCUGCUCCAACCCACCACAGCCCUCAAAUAUCACUCACAGUCUUACCCAGAGGAAACUGAGAGGAGAAAGAGUGCGACCUCACUCAUUGUAUGUAUAACAGCCGGAAUGGAAAGGAGCAGGGCUUGGGGGCAAUACCUGCCUCUUGUAUGCACAAUCUGGGCCUCUCAACAGUCAAAGAAUCACUUGUUAGAGGUCAAGAGAAGCUGCGUCAGACUGUGUUACCCGGUAGGAGCAGCACGGAUGUCUUCAACAGGACUGCAUUUGUAAAGAGCAGGUCAACUGAUCAGCCCAUGGCCUGUGGACAUGCGGGCUUACCAGAGACACGCUGCAAGAAACAUGAAACACAUAAACAACCCCUUGCCAACUUUAGCCCUGCUCUUUAAAAAGCUUUAAUGCUUUUGUUUUUUCACCUCCUCCUGCACAAGAGGAGGGCUACUAUGGCAGCUACAACCAUAUGACAGCACCGUUCUCAUUACAAGAGUCAAAAGCAUUAUUAAGCACCUACAAACAGGUGCAGCAAAGUAUUUUGAUUGUUUGAGUGUGAAAAUGCCAUUCUGUGCUCCCACCAUCUCACUGAAUAUUAACCCGCUUAUUAUACGGCUACUUGUCAAAUAUAAAAAGUAAUUUUAGUUUAGCUGAAAUUAUUUUACAUUGAUAUUAUCUUAAAGCUUUUGCUAAGAAAAAACUAGCCCAUUACAGUGUACAAAACAAUCAGCCUGGCAAAAAGUCAAAAUUGAGACAUAGGAAUAUACGCUAUCAAGAAUUUUCCUUGAGGGGGAAAGAUUUCCCCACACAGUUUUUACAUCAGGUUGGUUACAAAUUUGCUGCACUGACAAACAGAAAGCUGCUUUGGUUGAAAGUGAUUUCUGUGUGAGCUAUGCUUUAUGCAUUCUUUGCAGCAGUGGUGGCUCCAAGAUUUUUUGUUGGUGGUGCUAAGGGGGGGCUUAACAGUUCAGAGGGGGUGCUAAAAAACUAAUUAAAUUGAGAGAAAGUAAUGAAUGCCUAAGCUUCAGCUAA
This is a messenger RNA of Sinocyclocheilus rhinocerous, 1704 nucleotides long. RefSeq names its product rho GTPase-activating protein 23-like. Bases 1 to 549 code for a protein of 182 amino acids. NCBI's taxonomy places the organism in Eukaryota, Metazoa, Chordata, Actinopteri, Cypriniformes, Cyprinidae. The record is from RefSeq and is a predicted model, not a curated record. The transcript is spliced from 4 exons.